Molecule: messenger RNA, 2278 nt
Organism: Solenopsis invicta (red fire ant)
Lineage: Eukaryota; Metazoa; Arthropoda; Insecta; Hymenoptera; Formicidae
Product: coiled-coil domain-containing protein 174
Exons: 2
Coding region: 424-2181 (585 amino acids)
Cellular component (GO): nucleus
Source: RefSeq, a predicted model, not a curated record
AAUUAGCAAAUCUACCUUAGAUGUAACCUAUGGCCAAAUUGUACAACAUAACCUAGAAAUCAUCUGUCAUCUUUAGAGGAAUUUAAUUUUUCACUUAGUUGUGAAAUGUCAUGAAAUUUAUUUACGUUAUUUAUGUAAUUGCGCAUACAUCUUGAAUUUCUCUCCAUCAAAUAAUUCUCGAAGAAAAACAUUGAUUAUAUCAACACGUUAUUUAUUGGUACUUAUUCUUUAAUGAAUCUGCCGAGACAUCUUAAUCAUCGUACACAAAAGAAAUUAAUAAGAAUACAAGAAAAGUCUUUGGAAAUGAAAUAAUUUAGUUGUGUUAGCAACUUUCAAAAAAAAAUUUGUACAGGACCAUAUCUAUACUCAGUCACACCAAAUGUGCAACUUUUAACAAUAGUUGAAGUAGAUAACACUCCAACAAUGAAUAUGACAAAGAAGAUAAACGUCAACUUUUCAUCUCUAGUAGGCCUGAAAGCAGAGCUGUUGAGAAAGCAAGCUGAAGUAAAUGAGGCCAAGUUGAAGACCGAGUCUAUUAAUGUGCCACUAAGUAAGAAAAAGAGCAAGAAGAUUGUUACAAAUGAUGCAGACAAAAAUGCCAAGAGAUCAGUGGACUCUGAGGACAUUGUAGCUCACAAAAAGUCAAAAUUAAUGUUGGAAGCCAAAGCAAGAUUGUAUGAAAGAUUAAAGAAAUCAAAAAAUAAUAAUGAUAAAUUUCUUGUUGAUUUUGAAAACAAAUUGGAUGAACCUGACGAAGAAUUUGCAGAUGAAACAAUCAAUGAAGAAUAUCCUUUAGAGCCAGAGGAAAAUUGGGUGGAAUAUCAGGAUUGUUUUGGCCGUACGAGGAAAUGUUUGCGAGAGGAUCUGCCAUACAUGCAAAAGAAAGAUGAUUUGAUAAAAGAAGAAAUAAUGAAAAAACAUAUUGGUGAAGAAAAAGAAGAAAAUAGAGAACAGUACCCUAUUCAAGAAAAAGAACCUGAGAUAGAAGUCAUGAGAAGAAAAUGGGAGGAACAAACACGAAAGCUCGCGGACAAAGUUGAUAUACAUUAUCAAGACAUAUUAUUUGAUGAAGCACGAACACACGGUGUUGGUUAUUAUACGUUUUCUCAAGACGAGGAUGAGAGAAUAAAGCAGCAAGAAAAUCUGACAAAUUUGAGGAAAGAGACUGAGAGGAAACAGAGAGAAAUGAAGGAGAUCAAGGAACUGAAAGAGAAAAUGGAGCAAAAUAGAUUGAAGGCAGCGAGAAUCAGACAGCGAAUCAGAGCAGGCUUGCCAGCAGAACCUACGGAGGAGGAGUUAGCUCAAGAAGUCAAGUCAAUUAAUUCGACUGAUAAUAUUAAUAUCUCUGAGAAAGAUCAGUCUGUUGAAAAGGACAAAGAAAAGUCAAACGAAGAAAGUAAUCGUGCGUCAGCAAACAUUAAUGAAUCUACUCAGGAAAAAGAGACUAGCGACGAAGAUAAGAUAAAAGCCUUUGGGGAACUUCUAGGCAAGAAGAAUCAUUGGCAUGUAAUGUCGCAAGAAGAAUGGAUAGAGAAAUGUAGAGCGCAAAGAAUUAACAAAUUUGGGCCAGUUUAUGAUAAUUUUACACGUACUGAAUUUGAUAACAGCUCUCAAAGCAUUGAUGAGCAGUUGAUUCAUACAGAAAAUAAAGAAAUGAAUUACACAGAUACUCGUGACUUCCAAAAAUCUACUCAAGAAUCUAAUAGCAAUUUACAGAAUCGUGAGGAUAACAAUUCUGUUGACGAGAUAGUUUCCAUCGCAAAAGAUCCCGAUAGCGAUAUCCAAAUUGAUAAAAAUAUUUUACCAGAACAUAAUGAAGCUAAUGAGUCUCAUGAAUUAACUAAAUGUACAACAGGGCCAACAUUAACUCCUGCUGUGACUUUACCCAAUCUACCUCAGAGACAAGCGACUAUUUCAUACCCAUUAUCUCAUCUAUCCAGUAAUUAUUCACGAAAUAUAUAUGGCAACCCUGAGAUAUAUACGCCUGAACAGCAAGAACAGAUGGAUGCCAUGAACAUUCCUCUCCCUGGUGAAAACGAUGAUCUAUCUUCAAGUUCCAGCAGCUCCAUUUCUAUGAGCAAGCAAGAAUCAAUACCACGAAGUAUAAAUGAAGACAACAUUAUGGCUGGUCUCAAAUAUUUGAGAGAAAAAUUUGAAGCAAGUCAUAGUAAAUGGACAUAAUAAUUAUUAGUAUUAUACUGAAUGUAAUUUUAUUGUAUAUAAGUAGUAAUUUAACAUAAUUUUAUGGAAAAAUAAACGCAUAAGUCUUCUCAGUUCA